CCGCUGUCCCGGACGCGGACGCACACUAACGUGAUGAACGCCAGCGGCAGUGACGGCUCCAGCUCGCUCCCCGCGCCGCUGCCGCGCUCCAACAGCCUCCCGCACUCCGCCGCUAACAGCAAGAGCGCCGUGACAGACAAUCCCAUCGCCGCCGGCGUCAGCAAGUUCGCCACGCUCUCGCUGCACGACCGCAAAGAGCGGCACCUCGACAAAGACCACAAGCGCAACCACAGCAUGGGCCACAUC
Molecule: messenger RNA, 246 nt
Organism: Sinocyclocheilus anshuiensis
Lineage: Eukaryota; Metazoa; Chordata; Actinopteri; Cypriniformes; Cyprinidae
Product: WD repeat-containing protein 20-like
Exons: 1
Source: RefSeq, a predicted model, not a curated record